AUUGAUAUCAUUUCUUUAUUUAGUCGAAGAUGUGAAAGUUGAAUACUGUUGUUUAAAUAAACUGAAAUAUUUCUGUUCAUUCGUAGCACUCGACCAACAAUCUGUUUUACGUUCAUUUCAUAUAAAGUUAUUAUUGUUUUAAAGUUCACGAAGCCUCUGACUGAACAUCAACAAAGUUACAGCCUGACAGGUAACAAGAGAACCAUGUGCUGAUGGAGAAAAUCCGACCACGGCUUAAAUUUGGAAAUAAAGUCGAAGAUGUGAAACUAAGGAAACGAAAAUCCCAGCUGUACGCCAAGGAAGAUGAAAGUCCUCUUAACGACGGUGAGCUGAGAACCAGAGUCAUCGUGUUUUGUGUGGCAUUCAGGCUGAUCAACUGCUUCCUGGUUCAAACCAGCUUCGUCCCUGAUGAGUACUGGCAGUCUCUGGAGGUCUCCCAUCGUAUGGUCUUCAAUUAUGGGUAUCUGACCUGGGAAUGGAAAGAAGGAAUAAGAGGCUUCACCUAUCCACUCUUCUUUGCGUUCAUAUACAAGAUAUUAUACUUCAUAAACUACGACUCAGUCUUUCUCCUGAUAUGGCUUCCAAGAAUUAUUCAAGCACUCUUUGCUGCGUUUGCAGAUGUAAGAUUCUUCUUCCUCAUGAGAACGUUGGAAAGUGGCGACGUUGCAAAAUGGACGUUCUUCUGCCACAUGUGCUCGUGGUUCUCGUGGUACUGCUGCACCAGGACUCUGACCAACAGCAUGGAGACCACCAUCACCUGUCUGGCUCUGUCUUACUUUCCAUUGCCUGGAUCCAAAACACACAGCAGAAAAAUAUAUUUGACCCUGGUCGCCUUGGCAGUCAUCGUUCGACCGACAGCCCUGAUUGUCUGGUUUCCUCUGGUGAUGUACCAUUUCUGGCUGGAAAAUAACAAACUGAGGCUCAUCACUCAUAACUUAAUUCCUAUAGGAGCUUUGGCUGUUGUGAUUUCAACAGUAAUCGACUGCAUAUUUUAUGAAAAGCUGACCAUGGUGCAGUUCAACUUCCUGAAGUUUAACGUCUUGCACAGUGUAGCAGACUUCUACGGGUCUCAUCCCUGGCACUGGUACUUCACUCAGGGGUUUGCCGUCGUGAUCGGCCCUCAUCUUCCGCUCUUCUUUCACGGAUGCAGCAUCGCCUUCAAAAGAUACAAAGUUCUGUUGGCAGCGGUCGUCUGGACAAUCGUGGUUUACAGUUUGCUUCCUCACAAGGAGUUCAGAUUCAUCUAUCCGUUGCUGCCCUUCUGUAUGAUCUUCUGUGGGAUAUCUUUGGCUAAUUUGAAAGCCUGGCGACCAACUGCUGCGUUCAUCCUGUUAGUGACCAACCUGGUUGCAGCUCUGUACACCGGCCUGAUCCACCAGAGAGGCACUCUGGACGUCAUGAGCCACAUUCAGACUCUGUGUGAUGUCAGCAGCACCUCCAGCCCUCCGCAGCCAGACGUCCUCUUCCUCAUGCCCUGCCACUCAACUCCUUACUACAGCCACGUCCACUGCCCGAUGAAGAUGAGGUUUCUUGAGUGUCCUCCAGACCUCGGAGAGGAGGGUUACGUAGAUGAAGCAGACAGCUUCUACGACGAUCCUCUUCACUGGCUCAGAACUUCAUUUCCAUACAAAUCUUCUCUACCAACCCAUCUGGUUUUGUUUGAUGUUUUGGAGAAGGAGAUCUCCGUAUUUUUGCAGGGGAAUAAGUUUGUGAGGACAGCAGAGAUAUUUCAUACACACUUUCCAGAGGGACGAGUUGGAGGAAGCAUCUUUAUUUAUGAAAGGCACUGACAAACACUGGAACAUGAUAUGGAUUUGCUACUGAAAUAAAUAUUUUAAACUAAUUGUUUUAUGUUUUGGUGACAUUAUUUCUUCCAGUCAUUUUUUGCCAGAACAUGUAAAAUAAAACAAAUAAAACCGGCCGGUCCAGUUAGAACAAGCUCGAGGUGGAAUGUUAGAAAACGGCAUCUUAACUCUGAGAGCAAAUUACAACCACUUCACACACAAACUUUGUAGCAGCAAAUUAAAAACAUGGCUAUACAGAAAACAUCCAAGAAUGUGGCAUGUUUAUAUUUUUGUUAAAACAAAAAAAUUCUCUACUCAAUCAUUUCUUGUAUUUUUAAACAUUAGUGCAGUGGUUGAAGAUGGGUUUCAUUUGUG
Molecule: messenger RNA, 2159 nt
Organism: Anoplopoma fimbria (sablefish)
Lineage: Eukaryota; Metazoa; Chordata; Actinopteri; Perciformes; Anoplopomatidae
Gene: pigb
Product: phosphatidylinositol glycan anchor biosynthesis, class B
Exons: 13
Coding region: 213-1790 (525 amino acids)
Biological process (GO): GPI anchor biosynthetic process
Cellular component (GO): endoplasmic reticulum membrane
Molecular function (GO): alpha-1,2-mannosyltransferase activity
Source: RefSeq, a predicted model, not a curated record